AUGGCUCCGAGACGACUUUCCAGAUACAUCGUUGUCGGCGUAGUCUUUUUGAUCGGCUUUCUUAUCUUUAGUACGACUUCCAACACAGCGCCCAGUGCCUUGGACGAGGCGUCUGGAUACCGAGAAGCCCUCCGCGAAUCUAUAUCGAACCUCAAUGUUCCCUUCCGCUUCACCUUCCAAAAAUCCGCACACAAACCUCCUCAGCAAAAGAACAGUACCCAUGGCGAUAGUUCCUGGUACAGCCAUUGGACAUGGCUCAACCCCUUCUCGUCUUCAAUUACCCUCGACGAGGAGCGUGUGGUUCUCCCUCCGCUCCCUGAACGUCCUCCCGUGUAUACGUAUUACGAUACCACGGUCAAAAGAGAUGAGAAUGUCAAGGAAGUGGACAAAGAGCUCCUGCUGACCUGGCGACGUGCAUGGUGGGCUCAUGGCUUCAGACCUGUUAUAUUGACCGAGGCAGAGGCUAUGAGCCACCCCUUGUAUCAGACAUUGCAGGCGGAGAAGCUGCCCCCAGCGCUGGAACAGGAACUCAGGCAAUGGAUGGCAUGGGCUCAUAUGGGAACCGGAAUGCUUGCCAGCUGGUACUGCCUCCCAAUGGGAGCGUAUGAUGACUUUUUGCUUUCACACCUCCGCCGCGGACAAUACCCACACCUUACCAGAUUCGAGGGACUUGGAUCCGGCCUGUAUGCUGGAGAACAAACUCAGAUCAAUAAUGCCAUCAAAGCAGUACUUGAGAACCCCAAGUCAACUGCUUCUACCGCUUCCAUGAUAGAAGCAUUAGGCUCGGAGUGGUUCAAAGUCGAGCAGCCUACAUCGAUCGCGCACUACGACGCUGAGACGAUCCCCGCGAAAUAUCCCAUCCUAGCCGAACAAAUUCUGACCGACACUAACAAGGGUCGACGCUCACUCAAUCAGUUGAUGAUUGCCCAUCUCCACACCAUAUGGCAGAAUAGCUUUAGCAGUGGUGUGGCUGUGUUGCAGCCACUUGGGGCACAUACCUUCACUCUUGUAAAACCAGCCAAAGAUCUAGCUGGGCUCCUUGCUGAAUGUCCGGCUUCCAUACUGCAGUCUUCUUGUCCGCCCAACCGACCAAAAUGCAGUCCUUGCAUCGGAUCUAGGUUUAGGAUAACCGUCGCGCCUUCUUUCAGAAAUACCUCAUCGCUCUUCACAAUUUCAAUAGUACCUCAUCCUUAUACCAUGGCCACGCUAGCUAAUCGGAGCGACGUUUUGACUGUCGCUCACAUCAGACGUCACACUCAGAGAGAUCCGUGGAUCACAGCUGUCACCCGUGACAUCCUUGGGGACUCUAGAGGAGGUCCAAGCCGAGUUGUGAGCUUAAAGGAUGCGGUGGCUUCAGAAUACGGUUCCAGUCGUUCUCUAUGGUUCACCACUGAGUACUUUCCUGCUUCCUUUUGGCCUCCUCCGCCCCCACCAAAAUCUCCGACAAACGAUGCUCACCCCAAAGUGGAACGAAUUGCUCCAUUCCCAGAACACUGGCUUGAGCAUCUUGACUGGCACUUCGGGUUCCCAAUUCCCAGGACGACAGUUUCACAUGGUGAAUCUCUUCCUCCUGUCCCUGCACCCCACCGGUGGGCCAAGUUUCCUCCCGGACUGCCCGAAGAACGCAAGAAGGGCUCUGACCCUGUUCCUCCUACAGAGGAGCAGGCGGCCAUUGAAGUGGACCUUUUGCUCAAAGCUGCGAAGACAAUACGCAGUAAGAAUGAGGAUGUGCUCAGGAUUAGAAGGGUUGCCGAAGCCUGGAAUUUGGCAGACACAGAGGCUUGGAAGUUUGUCAAAAGUUUUCGGGCUCGUCAACUCGUCGAAAGGCUGAAGUUCGAGGAAGAGGAAUCAGCUUAUGUGACCGGUGGUGUUCGAGGUAAAAGUCGCUGGUGGGGUUCAUCAUAA
This is a messenger RNA of Exophiala spinifera, 1905 nucleotides long. RefSeq lists its product as uncharacterized. The transcript has a single exon. The coding region runs from base 1 to 1905 and encodes 634 amino acids. The record is from RefSeq and is a predicted model, not a curated record. NCBI's taxonomy places the organism in Eukaryota, Fungi, Ascomycota, Eurotiomycetes, Chaetothyriales, Herpotrichiellaceae.